CGAACUCAUUUUGCCAUUUUGUUCGUUUCUCGUUUGUGUCACCCUAAACGCAUCUCGUUCUUCGAAAGGCCGCUUCGCAUUGAUUCGCCGAACGCUUUCUGCAAAACGCCUGGACAAUCCAAAAUGAAUGGAUCCACAGCUUCCCAGUCGCCUGAAGCAAUCUCUCGCGGCCUACAUGGGCCCCAGCGACGCCGUCCCCAUCGGAAGACAAAGACCGGCUGCACCGAGUGCCGCCGACGGCGCGUCAAGUGCGAUGAGCAAAAGCCGAGUUGCCGGGCCUGCGUGCGCCGUGCGGUCCCAUGCAAAUAUACAACAGAAUACCGAAUUAUCAAGGAUGUCGCGACGGAUGUGUCCCUAGAACUGCCGCUGGCGCCUGAUACUCUGGCAUCGCCGCUACCAAAUGGGCCAUCUCCACCCCUUUCGUCCUUGGCACCGCAUGGAUCGCCUGUCCGUCCUCCCCAGGAGAUCUCGGCCCUUUCAGAUGGGCCAUGUUGCCCCACAGCAUGCGCCUUCAUCAUCGACGACCUGGUUCUUCUUCACCAGUGGACAUGGUCCACUAGCCUCAGCAUCUGCCGCGAGCCCAGCUGCGCUGACAUCUGGCAACGCCUGUUUCCAGAGGUAGGAUUGCGACAUCCUUUCGUGUUCCACGCCAUCCUGAGCGUGGCUGCCCUUCAUCUCGUGCACAGCCAUGGGACGGGAGAUGGCCCAUAUGUCGCCAGGGCUGCCGAGCAUCACAACGAGGGGCUCCGAGGCUUCCGCCAGUCGCUGGCCAGCAUCACCGAGGCGAACAGCGAGGCCCUGUUUGUCUGGUCUCUGUUAAACAUGAUUUACGUGUUCGGUGUGUCUAGGCGACGCGGCGUGGACACCGACUGCAGCCUUGCCCGCCAUUCGCACAAGGACUUGGUUCUCGGCAUCGAAUGGAUUCCCAUGAUCCGCGGCAUCGAAGCGGUGCUGCACCCGACCUUCAACUACCUGCUGUUUGGUCGCAUGAAGCGCAUCUUGAGCUUAGGGAACUGGGACGAUCUGGAGCCAGGCCCGGCCGCCGCGUACCAGGGCCCCGAUGGCUAUCUUUGCUGCACGCGAGAGACGUGGAAGAACAGCAACGAUGCAGAGACAUACGACCAAGCCCUUCGGAUCCUCCGUAAAUGUCGAAUGUUUAUCCAGCAGUUUGAAACGAUGGAUGCAGCCACUUUGGCCGAAUGGGGCUACAACCGCGCAUGGUCUGGGCCCCUGAUGUUCAUUCACUUUGCGCCCCAGUCCUAUUUUACCUUGCUACACCAGAGACAGCCUCCCGCACUGGUCUUGUUUGCUUACUUCGGUGCCCUACUGCACGGCAUCCGAGAUCACUGGUUUAUGGAAGGCUUAGGAAAGGAGAUUGUAGAAGUUGUUGCCCACCUGCUUGGGUCUUAUUGGAGGCCAUGGAUCUCCUGGCCAAUCGAGUAUGUUGGGCUUGACUGAUUUGAACGAAGGUUCAUAGUCAAGAAAGAACAAGAGAGAGAGAAAAGCAAUGGGAUAACCCAAAAUACUGAUAGACAAGGUAAACUUUCUGAUCCCAGCCAAUCUCCAAAAAACGCCGUGCCCCUUCUAGAAGAUCCCAACCGACAUACUUCCAUACAUGCCAGGCUCUGCCUAAAAUC
Messenger RNA from Chaetomium strumarium, 1637 nucleotides. RefSeq lists its product as uncharacterized. Gene Ontology annotation, molecular function: DNA-binding transcription activator activity, RNA polymerase II-specific; zinc ion binding. Lineage: Eukaryota; Fungi; Ascomycota; Sordariomycetes; Sordariales; Chaetomiaceae. The record is from RefSeq and is a predicted model, not a curated record. The transcript has 2 exons. Gene Ontology annotation, biological process: regulation of transcription by RNA polymerase II. Bases 124 to 1458 code for a protein of 444 amino acids.